UGAUUUUUUUUUACAAGGGUAUGAUAUGAAAACUAGAAACUUAAACAGGCAUUGAACUUCUUUGACAGACAAUCGAUUCGAAGCCCUAAUUCUCUCAACUAAAGGGUAAUUUCUUCCAAAAUCGCCAUUAAAAAAAGGGUUGUUUUUUGAUCAGCUCAAGACUUGCUUCUUGGAUCAGCUCGCGUUGUUUUUCAGAUACCAUCACCAUGGUAGAAGGUGCUCGAGUCCGACUUAGGGGUUGGCAGCAGGCGGCAGUUGCCCUUGGGUCUGCAGUUGGUGCGUUAGUGGAUCCACGAAGAGCCGAUUUAAUAGCUGCUUUAGGGGAGACAACUGGGAAACCCGCUUUUGAGAGGGUACUUGAAAGAAUGAAAAGAAAUCCUGAAGGGAGAGAAAUACUGCUGGACCGUCCACGUGUCAUUUCUAGUAACGUGGGCCAUGCGUGGGACCUACCAGCAAACACAUUUGGUGCCGCAUAUGCAAAGUUCAUGGGAUCAAGAAACUUCUCACCCGACGAUCGACCACCGGUAAGAUUCAUGGAAACAGAUGAACUCGCAUAUGUAGCAAUGCGCGCACGCGAAGUGCAUGAUUUCUGGCACACCCUUUUCGACCUUCCAACAAAUUUGAUUGGCGAGUCAGCACUUAAAGUCAUAGAAUUUGAGCAAAUGUUGCUUCCAAUGUGCUUCUUGUCAGUCAUAGGAGGAACUGCACGGUUUAAUGACAAACAAAGAUCGUUGUUUUAUAAGCAUUACUUCCCUUGGGCGGUUCAGGCAGGUAUGAAGUCAACUGACCUGAUGUGUGUUUAUUACGAAAAGCAUUUUCAUGAAGAUUUGGAGGUUGUGAGACAGAGAUGGGGCAUAAUACCCGCUCCUUCCGUUCAACAGUAGUUGGGUUAAGAAACAAUUUCGCGAUGAUGCAAGAGAGUUUGGAAAUAAAAGUGUCUUUAAGUAUUUAAAUUUGUACUGAUGUAGAUGUUAUCAUAUAAAGUUUUGGUUGGACUGUAGUGAGAGCAGUGUGUUCAUAAGAAGGUUUUGCUAUCAGUUACAAUUUUUGAAUAAAAACCAUAUAUUUAGUUACAAAA
This is a messenger RNA of Helianthus annuus (common sunflower), 1078 nucleotides long. RefSeq names its product ubiquinone biosynthesis protein COQ4 homolog, mitochondrial. The record is from RefSeq and is a predicted model, not a curated record. The transcript has 4 exons. NCBI's taxonomy places the organism in Eukaryota, Viridiplantae, Streptophyta, Magnoliopsida, Asterales, Asteraceae. Gene Ontology annotation, cellular component: mitochondrial inner membrane. Bases 207 to 884 code for a protein of 225 amino acids. Gene Ontology annotation, biological process: ubiquinone biosynthetic process.